AUGAGUUCAGCAACAGCUGGGAACCGAGAGGAUGGCGUCCCUCCAGACUGUGGAAGUGAAGACGUGUAUGACAGGUAAGCAAUAGCUAGUUCGCUUUGAACUGCAGUUAGCUAUCUGUUUACGCAUGCAUUGCAGGGUCACAUUAUUUUAUGACGUUGUACAGGACAGGUAGCUGUACAUACUGUACAUGGGAUAUUUAAAUGUAUUUAGUUAGUUGUAACUAACAUCACAAUAACUACAGAUUCAUUUAACUUGUUGCUUGUUAUAUUGAAUCAAGUUGUCAGUGACUUAACAGACAAGUGAGCUCAGCUUACCAUCAAUGCCUCCUUUGGCUUUGUUUACAUGUGUCAAAGGAUUUGGAAAUUAGCCAAGGCAACAACGAAAUAAAGAGCUGUGAGGUGGGGAAGUACUCUGCUUAGUACCCCUCCACCCACCACCUAUGCACUACUACAGGAGAAGACGGACCUGAAGCUGCCUCCUGCCAACUGGCUACGGGAGAGCCCCCAAAUUGGGCCUGCAGGCUUCACUGUACUAGGGUCCAGCAGCAAGAGCAAGCCUUUCUCCAGGUGAAGUGCCGGUUAUUCAGCCCUCAAAACGAGAUGUGGUAUCUGGUGGUAUGUAUCAUCACUGAAUUGUUGCAAGGUGCUCAUGUACAUGUACCUUCUCCUUGCUGCAGUUUUGGGAUGGCCUAUGACUUCAUUGAUUCCAUUGGGGAUGAUGUUGAUGUGGUGUCGGACUCUGAGGUAGGUCUAUCCACUGAACAGCUAAGAUUGUUGUGUUAUUUCUACUGCUAUUAUGUAUUUGACUUGUUUGGUAAUCAAAACUGUUUGGUGAACCUAAGGGUCUCAUUCUCUUUUCUACUCAGAACAUCAAGAAGCUGUUGAAGAUCCCCUACACUAAGUCCCAUGUCAGUAUGGCAGUCCACUGCGUGGGAAGGACUCUCCUCCUGGAUGAACUGGACAUUCAGGAGCUCUUCAUGAGGUCAUCUCGGGUACAGUUAGACAGCCAUUGGAGAAGAAGCCUGUUUUGAUGUCAAUGAAGGAUGUGAGAGAGCCUCAUGUCUGGAUGAUUGACAAUGCAUGUAGAAAUACAUUUGCUUGUGUUUUUCUUUGAUUGUAGCCAGGAUAGUAGUAUGAUCUGUAUGUAUGGUAUGUUCUGUUUUUACACUAUGUCACAGACAGGAGAUUGGACAUGGCUAAAGGAGUUUUACCAGAGGGUAAUAGAUCAGAAGUGGCAGAGGAAAAAGAAGAGUAAAGAACACUGGUACCAAAAAGCAAUCCUAUCCAAGUUCCUCUACUACAGGUGAGAUAUUUGAGGUUGGACUUCUAGCCUACUUGUCAAUGUGAAAUACUUGCAAUAGAAACAAGAACCUUAUUUGGGCCAAAGUAAAUCCUAAUGGUUGUACUGCUCAAUGUCUUCGCCAGUAUAAAUUGUGAUGAAGCCAUAGAGCCUGUCCCUGAAUCAGACAACCCUGAUGAGGGAGAUGAGGAGUGUGGGGCGGAGGAGUUUGGUCCCUCCUGGCCCACUACCUUCAUCAGCACUGCUUCAGACUCAGAGGAGGCCGCAGCACACAGAGGUAGGCCACACUUUAUGGAAAUGGUAAGCAAUGUGCAGUACCUGGUGCAGUACCUGGUGCAGUACCUGGUGUGUUGCUGUGCUCUUGUUAAGUUUAACAGUUUCUUCCUUUGUGUCUUCCUUUGUGACUGUAUGUCCAUUCUUUACAGGAAAGUGUUCCCAUGGACAGCAAGUAUGCAUUGGGACAAGUGGCUUCCAAAGAGCAGAACCUUACCACACUGUUCAACAAAGGGGAGAACAGUCAGGUAGGCUAGUGCUAAGAAACUUCAUCAACAAACUCAGGAUGAUUGAAGACUGUGUAUUUUCUCUCUUUUGUUUGGUUGGCAUUUGUUUCUUUGAUUGUAAAUUAGUUAAAUCUAUUCAAUUCAAGUAUCAUUUCAACUUUUUUCCUCCAACUUGAUUGACAGGGUUUGAGGAAUGACUUUGUGAGGAACAUCUUGUGGACGUUUGAGGACAUCCACAUGCUGGUGGGGUCCAACAUGCUUAUCUUUGGAGGAGGAUGCUACCCAGCCGUCAGCCUGCGGCUCCGGUCAGAAUCACGAAAAACGGGAAACAAUGGCCUCAGAAGCAUUAUUCAUGGCAGUCAGUAUAAACAGUUUCAGAUGGUUUACUACUGUUCCACAGCAAUGUUCCCCUGCAAAAUACCUAGAAGGUUCUUUAUUUUUUAGGGAUAACAACAAGCCAAUCAACAUUCUCACAGGUAUUGACUACUGGCUGGGCAAUCUGAUGUGCAAUGUUCCAGAGCUCGUCAUGUGCUUUCAUGUCAAUGGCAUCGUCCAGGUAAAUAAGCCUUGUCUUUACUGCCCAAAUGAGUCAUUUUAUUCACAAUUGAACACUGUUCUAAUGUUAGUGCUGAUUGUUCUUUGGUCAGAAAUAUGAGAUGAUCAAAACAGAGGACAUCCCUGAUCUUGAGAACUCCACCUUCUCAACCAGGGUUGUGAAAGACAUCGCUCAGAACAUUCUGUCCUUUCACAAGUCUAACUGCACCAAAGAGGGCCACUACUGGCUCUUGAAAGGUGGGAGAUAACACAACACACUAACUUUACCUCUAGUAGGACUUACAAAAUACAUGUGAGAAUAACCUAGUAAAUAAGCACUACUAUGUGGUAGUAGGCCUACUUAAUCGAAUUGUCCUGUUUCUGUGUUUCCUCAGCUAGUGGAAGUGACAUCGUAAAGCUGUAUGACCUCACCACUCUCUGUGAGGAAGCAGCAGAGGAGAAAUGCCAGAACCCCUUCACCCUGCCUGUGGCUGUGCUCCUUUACAAGUAGGUACCUGCAACCUGGUACAGUAUCAACACAAUAUACCUGAAACUAGUACACAACACAUAGUGUUGUCAGUCAAUGCAUUAAUGGCAAAUUAGUCCCAACAGGUGGCACCAGACUAUACAUUCUGUUUUGUAGAAUGUGCAUUGUUGUUCUUGCAGAGUGGCUAGCAACAUGAUGCUGAAGAAGAGCCAGAACAGGAAGCACUAUGUGACAAUCAGAACAUUGCUCCUCAACUGUGUCAAGCUCCUGGACCAGGACAGGCACCCACAGGUAAUGGACUGGACUCUUACUUACUCCACAAGACCAAAGUUCCGUGCAGACCUCUCAUUGAUAUCCAAAGAGACAUUUGCAAAAAAGUUUAUUUACACAUUAAUUGAAAAACCCGGCUAGCCUGUUACUUCUCUGUGGUCGGCUGUUCCCUCUCUGACCGUCCUCUCCCCUCUCUGAUUGGCUCAGAUCAUAGCGUCAGCCCACUACAUGCAGGCAGAGCUGUUCCAGUUGGACGAGUCUCCAGAGGAGGGAGCUGGAGGGGAGUCGCUGCGGGCCGGGGGCUCAGAGGACAGCUACAGUGAUGAGGAGGAUCAAGAAGAUCUACCAGAGGACAGUGAUGAGAAUGGCUCCUGCAGUACCACCUCGGACCCACAGGAUGAUAGCAAAGCUGUAGCUAUUAUCAAAUCAGUGUGGGAGCUGUCUGUUCCAGAGAAGUACAAGUCCACUCACCAGAUCAGGGUGAGUGUCACACAUUUGUCGCUAGCUACUCUGUUUGGGUGACCGUGUUGAUAUACUGUAUCUUGACCUAGCCACAGUAACCAGAAACUAGCCACUACCUGGAGUGAGUACUGGUGUCUUAGAUGUUUUAUCUUGACAAUGAAUUAAUCCUGUUCUUUUCCCAUAUUGCAGCCAAUCUAUGCAUUUCCCAUCUCUCAAAACAAGGAGUAAAGAUGUCGGCACGUCCUCAGCUACGUCUUAAAGGUGAGUCUCUACUGUAGUGUAGUGAUAGCUAUGGGAAUGGUUGUCACUAAAUGCUGUGUUCCGUGAGCUCUAAUUGUUGGAUGUGAUUGGCAGGUCCUGAAAGCAGUGGACUGCAGCAUGAAGAAGGAGAAUGACAUCCCAGCUGCUGACCCCAACACCCCCAUCCCCCUGAAGUACGAGGAUGGCAGUAAGGCCGUGGAGAAAGGGAUUGCACUUCUCCUGGUUGGCCAUCACGGACCCCAUCAAGAUUCUGAAGCAUAGAUAUAUGACAUUAUUGAUUAUGAAUGUUGUUAUACCAUAAUGAGCAGGUUCCUUGUUAUAUGUGAAUUUGCCCCUAAUAGAUACCUCAAUUUCUCUUCCUCUUUAUACUAUUUUCCUAUCUAUCUUUAUUAUCCCCUCUCUCUCUCUCGCUCCGUCUUUCUCUCCCCCUCCAUCUCGCUCUCUCCCGCCCUCCCCCUCCGUCUCUCUCCGUUCCCCUCAAUCUCUCUCUAUUUCUCUUGGGUACAGCUGGUCCCUUCCAGGAAGACCUGAAGCAUCCGACCCGGUCAGAGAUGAUCCCAGGGUCCUGGCAGCACCGUAUGAAGCUGCAGCUCUUCUUCAAGGCGUCCAAGGCUCAGACACUGCCACUAACCUGCUCAAGUACGGCCGGGCCCUGCGGUACAUCAAACUGGCCCUGCAGUACCACGGUCAGUGUCUCCUCUCCGGCUCAGCUAAGCAUUCUGUAGUCAACCUUGAUCAGAGUGGCUGUCUGAGAUCGGACUGAUGGAUAAUGUAGGUGACAUGUUGUAAUAGGGUUAAACUUUUGUUACCUCAAAUUAGUGUUUCUGUCUACCUCCCUUCCUUCAUCCCCCUCUCUCUCUCUCCCUCUGCAGAUGCCUGCUGUUCGGUGAGGAGUAUCCUGCACCUGCGGGUGCUACUGUUCCACAGCCAGUGUCUGUCUCUGUUAUGGGGACAUCCAGCUGAUGCUGGCCCAGAUUGCAAGUAACCGUGCUGCCUACCUGGAAGAGUACAGCUACCAGACUAAGGAGGACCAGGAGUUGCUGCACAGCCUGCACAGAGAGCGCAGCUGCCAGAGUAAGGAGACACUCACACACUUUUCAACAAUAAACAUAUAAUACGUCCCUCCUAAUGUAUUUACAAUUGACCCAAAAUGUUUAAAUAUACUUUAGAAUUGAAAGGUCUUGCCAUUUAAUGUAGUGCUUUUCAAAAGCAAGAACCUGUCAUAACAAACGCUAACAUUAUAAUACUUACUAUGGAAAAACUUUACCAAUCCUAUAUAUAAAUGCAGUGCAUUAUUGUUGUUACAAAUUAGAAGAGUCUGGCCUGUGUGACUGUCCCCCAGCCUUUAACAUGGCCAGUGACCUGGCCACGGACCCAGAGUACGAGCUGUUUGUGAGCAGUAAGUGUUACGAGGCAGCCUACGAGCUGCUGACCUCCUUUGAGGCCAUUGAAGACAGCACAACACCUCCCUGCUGCUGUGCAACACAGGCAGACUGAUGAGGAUCUGUGCCCAGGCCUACUGUGCUGUGUCUGCAGAUCUGAGCAGAGGAGAGUUCUCCCAAGAGGAGGCUCUCUAUUACAAUAAGGUACCACUACCACACCCUGGCAACUCUGCCGCAGACUAUGCCCCUCUGUCCAGGAAGGCCCAGGAACAGGUAAGAGGCCAUGGGCCACACUUUAAUAGAUUCAUAGUAGGUGAAUGAACAGAAUGGAAAAUGUCUAGUAAAUUAACUAACCUUAACUCUACAUGCUGCCCUAGGUGAAAUGGUUGAAGUCUCUGAAGUACUGUGACCUGCAGACCGAGUCGGCCCGCCAGCCCCUCUACCAGGACAGAGCUGCUACCAUCCACCACCGCCUGGCCUCCAUGUACCACAGCUGCUUCUGCAACCAGGUAAGGACUAGGCCUAGGAUGUACACUGUAACCAGAGUCAAAUAUUUUAAAACAUUUAAAGGUUGUGUUGUAUCUGUAGAGGAGCAUUAAGGUGUUCAGUAUGUUUUUUCUAUGUUUCCUCCUCUGUGCCAGGUAGGGGAUGAGCACCUGAGGAAGCAGCACAGGAGCCUGGCAGAGCUGCACUACAGCAAGGCUGUCCGCCUGUUCCUCAGCCUGAAGGACACGCCUUACGAGCUGCUCCUCACCCUGCUGGAGAGGGUGGCCUUCACUGAGUUCACCAUGGCAGGUUAGUCAGUGAGGCUCACCCAGGCCAGGGCCAUGCUCACUCCAGCCAGGUCAGAACCGUCAUAGUAUUCUGAAAGGUGGUGUCAUUGAGUAACAAUGUGUGCUCACAGGUCAGAGCAGCAGUGGGGCCAAGCUGAAGACCCUGACAGGAGCUCUGGAUAUCCUGACAGAGACUCACCAUGCCUUCCUGCUCAUCCACAAAGAGCUGAUAGAGGAGCACACAGAGGUAUACACAAACAGAGAUAGAACUGGAACUUGGAUAGCAGCAAAUCCCUUCAGUUUGCACCUUCUGUUUGAGAAUCUGCGGUUACAUCUAACCCCCAAUUACUCACAUGCCUCAUCCCACUGUUACAUUUCCAGAUGAAAGUAUUUUUAAAAACGUAUUUUUUUGUUGACGGAUGGCCCAGAGUUGACAGGACCCCUGACAGAGGUGCAGAUUGCCCCACCUCAGGGCUGAACACGAAGUGAUGAAGUUGAUUGGGGUCUUUGAGCCCAGUUUCUCCUUCCUACUGCUGCAGCUGGUCAAGAUGAUGACGACCAUGAAGCGCAAACCAAGGUGAGGAAAGGACUGGUUAUACCCAGCCUGAUUAAAACCUUAUCAAGCAGGACUAAACAUAUGAUCCAGUAGAAGCAUAAAACUGAACGUUCCGUAAUCUUUUCAGCGUAUUACUGGGCAUCAUGUAGGCCUUCUAAAACCACUACUGGUACACUUGUUGCCCUCAACAUAUUGAGUUAGACUGUACUACGUCCGGCAGAUAAAUUGAUUAUCUAAAGAACCCUAAGCAUUUAAUCCCAGUGUGUUGGUCCUGCCCUGCCACAUCUCUCCCAGUGACAGAUAUCCCUCCACACAAAGCUGUGUCUGUAGUCUUCUCUUUAACAAGUGUCAAUCAUUGUUAUUCGUCUUUAGCAAAAGGCUUUGUCUCUGUAAGACUGUGGCAAGAGGGGUAAGGGAAGCGGUUCCCAAACUAGGGGUCGCGACUCCCUGAUAUGAAAAUGGGGUUGCGGGAAAAUAUACAAAAAAAAUAUGUAUAUCGUCUUUGUAUCUCAAAAUCAUUGUAAUGUGGUUAACCUUAAAAAUCUGAAUGAAAAUGAUUCACAUCUAAAAGUAAAAAUUCAACCAGAGGCCGCACUUGACCGUUUCACUUGAAUCAUUCUGAUGGUGAAUGGCUAGGCCCGCUACGCUAUGAAACCACACACUAUUGCAGAGACUUUAAUAUUACCGGCCGCAAUUGAUACAGUGAAAACAAUAUGUGGGGAGGCAGAGGCACAGAAACUCACAUCAAUACCUUUGUCAGAUAACACUGUUAAACGAAUAAUUUGUGCUAUUGCUAGCAAUCAAGAGGAAACUCCCCAGCUUAUGCUCUCCAAAUGGAUGUUAGCUGUGAGGGUCGAGAUGCCCAUGCAUUGACUUUUGUUCGCUAUACGUGUCGGGGGAUGCUAUUCACGAGGACAUAUUGUUUUGGGAAGGCUUUCCACUAGAUCAGGGUUGCCCAACCCUGUUCCUGGAGAGCUACCCUCCUGUAGGUUUUUUUGCUCCAACCCCAGGUGUUACUUACCUGAUUCAUCUUAUCAACCUGCUAAUUAUUAGAAUCAGGUGUGCUAGAUUAGGGUUGGCGCAAAAACCUACAGGACGGUAGCUCUCCAGGAACAGGGUUGGGCAGUCCUGCACUAGAUGUUGGGAUAUUGCUUCGGGGACUUGCUUCCAUUAAGCCACAAGAGCAAGUAAAAGUUUGUGAUGGUAAGUUGAGAAGACAAGCAGAAAUACUGUUAGAAUGUUUUUCAAUUGACUGCCAUAGCCCAAAUAAAAAAGUAAACAUUGGCUGUUAAUUACAUACUUUUUUUUCACAUAUCAAAAUGAGGUCGUGGGCUAAAAAGGUUUGGAAACCCCUGAGUUAGGGUAUAAUUAUCUCGGCAUCCCUACACCAUUAUCGAGGAGAUAAGGGAUAGUGCUAGAGUUUGGCUAUUAAGUCCUUUUUCUACUCAUGGAUACCAUUUGUAUGUCACUGCAUGCAGUUUGAAGGAAGUUGAAGGUAGUUUUGUGAGCCAUUGCUAACUAGCUUUAGAGAGCAAUGACUGGAAAUCUACAGGUACAGCUAGCAUUCUUCAGGUCGUUGCGUUAACGUUGGUUAGCAAUUGCGCUAACGCUAGUUAGCAACUUUCUUCAAACUGCACACAGACAUAAAAAUGGUAUCCAUGAGUUCACCUGACUAAGUAGAAAAUGGCUUAAUUGACAAAAUCUCGCACUAUCCCUUUAAGCAUAGCUUUCAUUAAAAACAAUACCUAUUCAGAAUUUGAUGGUAUGUUUACAAUAGCAAUAAGGAUGAGGAGCUUCUGAAGACCUAUAAGAAUGUUUACUCCAAGUUCCUUCGUGCUGAAAAGACCGCUCCACUCCUCAGACGUGUUUAG
Molecule: messenger RNA, 8395 nt
Organism: Coregonus sp. 'balchen'
Lineage: Eukaryota; Metazoa; Chordata; Actinopteri; Salmoniformes; Salmonidae
Source: the annotation of a GenBank genome assembly